CGGGUAAUCUAUGUCCGUAAGGAAGGUUUCUGGUGUUCUUGGACCAUUUUACCACCUGCAGAAUCUGUGAGAUCAGGUCGUUCUGGGUCCAAAGCAUUUCAUCAUGGCGGCAUUAGCAUUAAGAUCGGCUCUAAGAAGCAAGGUCCAUCCUAAAGCUGGCCGUUUGUGCUACUCCUCCUCCUCAGCGCCGACUGUAAAACUCUUCAUUGAUGGCAAAUUUGUUGAGUCGAAAUCCUCAGAAUGGCUUGAUAUUCACAAUCCUGCUACUAAUGAAGUGAUUGCCCGUGUUCCCAAAGCCACCCAAGAAGAGAUGUUGGCUGCUGUAGACUCUUGCUCCAGAGCCUUUCACACGUGGUCUGAGACCUCCGUUUUGUCACGGCAGCAAAUCUUCCUGCGCUAUCAGCAGCUUAUUAAGGACAACAUUAAAGAGCUGGCCAAGUCGAUCACAUUGGAGCAGGGCAAAACCCUAGCUGAUGCAGAAGGAGACGUAUUCAGAGGAUUGCAGGUCGUAGAGCACACCUGCAGCAUCACAUCUCUGAUGCUGGGAGAAACCCUACCCUCCAUCACCAAGGAUAUGGAUACCUACACCUACCGCCUUCCCAUCGGCGUGUGCGCUGGCAUCGCCCCGUUCAACUUCCCCGCUAUGAUCCCCCUGUGGAUGUUCCCCAUGGGCAUGGUGUGCGGCAACACCUACCUGCUGAAGCCGUCGGAGCGUGUGCCGACCUGCGCCAUGCUGCUGGCUAAGAUGCUGCAGGACGCCGGUGCUCCAGAUGGGACGCUGAACAUCAUACAUGGACAGCAUGCUGCUGUGAACUUCAUCUGCGACCAUCCAGCCAUCAAGGCCAUCAGUUUGGUGGGCUCCAACCAGGCUGGGGAGUAUAUUUAUGAAAGAGGCUCUAAAAAUGGCAAGAGGGUCCAAUCCAACAUGGGAGCCAAGAACCAUGGUGUGGUGAUGCCUGAUGCCAACAAGGAGAACACUCUGAACCAGCUUGUGGGAGCGGCGUUUGGGGCGGCGGGGCAGCGCUGCAUGGCCCUUUCCACGGCCAUCCUGGUGGGCGAGGCGCGGAGCUGGCUGCCGGAGCUGGUGCAGCGUGCCAAGGCCCUGCGCGUGAACGCAGGGGACCAGCCUGGUGCAGACGUGGGGCCCCUGAUCUCUCCCCAAGCCAGGGACAGAGUCUGCAGCCUGAUCCAGAGUGGCGUGGACGAAGGAGCUCAACUUCUCCUCGAUGGGCGAAACGUCAAGGUCAAAGGUUACGAGAACGGCAAUUUUGUCGGCCCCACCAUCAUCAGCAAUGUCACGCCCGAGAUGAAGUGCUACAAAGAGGAGAUCUUCGGGCCCGUCCUGAUUGUCCUUGAGGCAGACAGUCUUGACGAUGCCAUCCGUCUGGUCAACAACAACCCCUAUGGCAACGGCACCGCCAUCUUCACCACAAAUGGUGCUACGGCGCGCAAAUACACUCACGAGGUGGACGUGGGCCAGGUUGGAGUCAAUGUUCCCAUCCCCGUGCCGCUGCCAAUGUUCUCCUUCACAGGAUCGAGGGGAUCCUUCAGAGGAGAUACCAACUUCUACGGGAAACAGGGCAUCCAGUUCUACACUCAGAUUAAAACCGUGACUUCACAAUGGAAAGCUGAAGAUGCUACCUUGAAAAGUCCUGCCGUUACCAUGCCAACAAUGGGACGCUGAAUGCUUCGUCCUAUAAGCGCUUUGAAUGUCAUUUUGAAUUUUCUUCCAGUGAAACCACAUAAUGUUUAUAUACAUGCUGUGAAUUAACACCCAUUAGAAAGACUGUAUAUGUAAACUGUGUGUAUA
Messenger RNA from Cyprinodon variegatus (sheepshead minnow), 1810 nucleotides. It is a transcript of the gene aldh6a1, whose product is annotated as aldehyde dehydrogenase 6 family member A1. The transcript is spliced from 12 exons. Gene Ontology annotation, cellular component: mitochondrion. Gene Ontology annotation, molecular function: malonate-semialdehyde dehydrogenase (acetylating, [NAD(P)+]) activity; methylmalonate-semialdehyde dehydrogenase (acylating, NAD+) activity. The record is from RefSeq and is a predicted model, not a curated record. Bases 104 to 1684 code for a protein of 526 amino acids. Lineage: Eukaryota; Metazoa; Chordata; Actinopteri; Cyprinodontiformes; Cyprinodontidae. Gene Ontology annotation, biological process: L-valine catabolic process; thymine catabolic process.